Neoarthrinium moseri is the source of this 2493-nucleotide messenger RNA. RefSeq lists its product as uncharacterized. Gene Ontology annotation, biological process: regulation of transcription by RNA polymerase II. The record is from RefSeq and is a predicted model, not a curated record. Gene Ontology annotation, cellular component: nucleus. Lineage: Eukaryota; Fungi; Ascomycota; Sordariomycetes; Amphisphaeriales; Apiosporaceae. Bases 1 to 2493 code for a protein of 830 amino acids. The transcript has 6 exons.
AUGGAACUCUUCCCGUCGCAGGCGCUUUCCACAACCGUAGCAAAGUACGACACACUUGCACCAUUCCUGACAACAACUCGACAGGGAAUGUGUGAUUUUGAACGAUUCCGGCAAGAAUUUGAACAUACACUUGUCCUAGUAGAUAAACGAGAUCCCCAGAACGAGAGAUCAUCACGAUCAAAGAAGUCUCUUCCAUUCGUCCAAUGGCAUCAUCUGAAAGGGGAGAUUGGCAGCUGUGAAGCAUCAGAAUGCGACGGUGACUCAAUCAUUGAGACCGACCAGGAAACCACAUCAUAUUGGCAACACUGUGGUCACGGAUGGGUGAACCAGGUCAUCGAACCCAAGACGAAAGGAGCGUCUGCCGCAGAGCCGAACUGUACUGCCUCGCCAUUUCAUGAUCUCGGUACUUCCGACACAAUAGAUGCCACCGGCAAUGUGGACAAAACCAAUGGCAAAAGGCGUCUCCCACCACGAGGUUCUGGGAAAGAUCUCGAGGGGAGUGAUUCGAGUCAGGAAGAACAAAUGCCCAAGCGACCGAAGGCUGCGAGCGGAUCUCCCGAGAGAUUCGCCUGUCCGUUCUUCAAGCGAUAUCCCGGCACAUACAGGAAUUCUCACGAGGAGCUCUCUGGUCUCCCUACACCAUACUAUGAGUACCCGGAAGAGGCUGUCAAGGCGCCCACUGGGAAAGCAUGUGAUCAAGAGAGUGAAUGGGCUCUCGAAUAUGAAGACUUCCUCUGUGGCGAACUUUCGGCCGCGCUUCGGGAUGAGUUUCAACGAUCAGUCCAAGCUCAGUUGAAUAUUUCUGAUCCAGAACUUCAGCGACGUGCCCUUGACAUGACCCUCAAGUUUCAUCUUAGGCUAUUUGGCGAAUUUCAAGCCCAACGUCAAUCCGAAAACACGCUUGAGAAUGACGAGACUAUCGAAGAGAGAUUCCCAGAUGUGUUUUUCGACCUUGAUUUCGACGCUGACGAAUCAUGGAACUUAGACCCUACCUUUGAUGUCUCCAACUUCGAUGCAGGGAGUCAUCUUGGGCAAUCUGAGGCGCCAGCAACUGUACACCCAGAGGGUAAUAUCCAGAGGUGUGAUGCCCUGCAGUAUCAACCUUCAAGUACACAAAUGGACAACCAAAAUCAGGCGGCGACGUUUUUUUCCAAUAAUGGAUUCAAUUCGUCUGCUAGUUUCGGACCGCAGCUCGAGCCAUUCUACACAUCCGCUCAACAGACCACCCCUGGGGAGCUAGUGCACCUCAAUGAGGCUGCAUCCACGGGAAAGGAGGUCAACGUAUUGUUGAAUCCAGUGUCUCAAAUCGAACUACAGGAUACUUCCCUUCCCGAUAAAGACACAGUUGAACUUGAUAGUGGCGCUGCUUUCACUAUCGAGAACCUGCCAAGUGGUGCAGACGAAGCGGCAGCUCAUUCUAGUGGCUAUUCUGCAACCGAUGAAAGUCAUCUGCCACCAAAUCAGUCAAAUACUGGGAUCAAUGAAGCCCUCACAAUUGCGGAUGGAUUUGCCUCCACUAUCAGUGCCAAUCCAUGGUCCUUUUCAGGACUCCUUGAUACUGCUAAACCGAAUCUGGAGGUCAUGGAGAGAGAAUUAUCAUCACUCAAAAGGGAAAGAGAUGAACUAAAGGAGGAACUAAAGAGCCUACAGUUGGGCUCUAGAUUAACGAUUCCAGGGGAGCAAUCAACCAAACAGAUACCGGAAAAUGUACCCGGGCAGUAUUGCACAAAGACUUGGGAGCUCGAGCGGAGAAUCCAGGAACUAGAAGCCGAUCAACAACAGCGCCGUGGUUCGGCACAGUUGGAAAGUCGGUCUCCAAUCAGUCUUGCAUCAAGUUCACCUAUCAAUAUUGCCGCCGGCGGUUACGGUCCAGCGUACAUUUUCCCAACACCUCCACGCUGGCUUAGUCCAGUCCGUAGUCCAGGCGCGUCAUAUAUGCCGCAACAGAUUCGACCUGGCAGAGCAAGCGGGUAUAACAGCAGCGCGAGCGGUUACGAUAGUGGUGGGGGAUAUCCUGCAUCCCCGUCAUCUGGUCCCAUCCCAAAUACGUAUAACUAUCGCAGGGCCAAUACCGGCGAACGGGCGCCUGUUGAUUUGGCAACGAACCCGCAAACUGGUUCCUUCUGCUGCACAUUUCCAAACUGCACGGCGCCACCGUUCCAAACACAGUACCUGCUCAACUCACAUGCCAACGUACACUCUUCGAGUCGACCAUACUUCUGUCCAGUCCCAGGCUGCCCUCGCUCGGAGGGCGGAAAGGGCUUCAAACGAAAGAACGAGAUGAUACGGCAUGGCUUGGUACAUGAUAGUCCAGGCUACGUUUGCCCUUUCUGUGCUGACCGAGAGCAUAAGUAUCCAAGGGCAGAUAAUCUGCAAAGGCACGUGAGAGUUCAUCAUCCCGAUAAGGAUGCCGAGGACCCAGAGCUUCGAGAAGUACUCAGUCAACGUGUAUAUGGCCCCAGUAGAGGGCGUAGACCAGGCUUUGUAGUAUAA